CUCACUUCAUACUACAAAACCUUGUACUUACACCCUCACAACUUUGCGACCAAACCUCAACAUGGCGGGCGCAAAAAAGAAUUUCAAGGCGACGAAGAAAUUUGAGAAGAAACACUUGAAAGGUGUCUUAGAUCAGAGGAAAGCGACCGCGAAAAUAAAGCAAAGAGUACAGAUCAAAACGAAGAAACAGGCCAAAAAGUCGAAGGAUGCCGAGUUUUUUAAGGGUGGUGAAGAUGCUGAGACUUCCAACAAGGCCAAUGGCACUAAAAGGACUGCCAAUGUCAAUGAUAUGAGUGUCGACGACUUCUUCGGCGGCGGUUUUGAGAUCAUUGAAAAAUCCCAACCGAAUAAGAAAGCAUCCAAGAAGCUAGGAAAACGCAAGCGUGAUGAGCCCAACGAAGAUGAAGGCGCAUCCGAUGAGGGCAGCGAUAUCGAGAUCUCCGCCGACGAGUUGCCUGUCGCAAGUGAUAGCGAAGGUUCCGACGAUGACGAGGCUGACGACGUUGGCAUGAGCAAAGGUGCAAUGGACGCACUUGCCGAGGACGAUCCUGAAUUUUACAAGUUUUUGAAAGAGAACGACCCCGAAGCGUUAGAAUUCGACGAUGCCGACCUCGCCGAAGUAGACGAACUAAGCGCUAGCGAGGAAGAAGAUCAGCCCAAGAAAAAACGAAAGAAGGAAAAGAAACAAGUGAAGACCGAUGAUGUGGAUGAGGAGGAUACAACAGAAAACGAAUUAACACAAGCUAUGGUCGCACGUUGGACAGCGGCAAUAUCAGAGAAACAAUCACUGAGAGCUGCGAGACAAGUGGUUCUAGCAUUCCGAUCUGCUGCGCACUUGAAUGAGGACGAUGGCGACGCGGAAAGAAAACAACCCUACAAGAUUUCGAGCCCGGAGGUGUUCCACGACAUCCUCGUUGUUGCGCUUAAGCAGAUCCCUGAUGUCCUUCAGCACCAUGUUCCUAUUAAGGAGUCUUCUUCUGGCAGAGUUCAAGUUCCGACAGACUCCAAAAAGUUCAAGACCCUUUCGAACCUCCUCAAAUCCUACGUAUCUGCCAUCUUACACCUCCUGGACACGCUCUCAGACGAUGCCACCCUUAAGUUGACAUUAUCUGCCAUCACGCCCCUUAUCCCUUACCUCCUAAGUUUCCGAAAAUUACUCAAAGCCCUAAUUAAAACUGUCGUUGGGUUCUGGUCACAGUCUACUAGCAGCGAUUCCACUCGGAUUACUGCUUUCCUUGUUCUCCGACGACUGGUCGUCGUUGGCGAUAAAGGCAUCAGGGAAGCGGUCUUGAAGGCAACUUACCAAGGCUUAAUCGCAGGGUCUCGUGUAACGAAUGUCAACACGGUACAAGGAAUCAACCUGAUGAAGAAUUCAGCGGCCGAGUUAUGGGGUUUAGACCAGAACAUUGGUUAUACGACAGCCUUUGCUUUUAUCCGCCAACUUGCUAUCCAUCUGCGUAACAGCAUCGUACACAACCAGAACGAGUCGUAUAAGACCAUCUACAAUUGGCAGUAUAUCCAUUCCCUAGACUUCUGGUCUUGUGUGCUAUCAGAGCAUUGUAGUCCGCUGAAGGAGGCCGAGACAGGUAAGGAAUCACAGCUCAAGCUGCUGAUCUAUCCUCUUGUCCAGGUCACACUUGGAGCCAUGCGCUUAAUUCCAACCGCAACCUACUUCCCUCUUCGAUUCCAUAUGAUCCGCUCACUUUUACGUGUUUCGAGAUCGACCGGAACUUACAUCCCGCUGGCAUCUGCCCUUCUUGAAGUGCUAAAUUCUGCGGAACUGAGAAAAUCACCUAAACCGUCAACUAUCAAGCCCCUUGACUUCCACGUCGCCUACAAGGCACCUAAAUCGUAUUUACGAACACGAAUUUAUCAGGACGGAGUGGGAGAACAAGUGGUAGAGCUCUUCUCGGAAUAUUUUGUCCUAUGGUCCACGAAUAUAGCGUUUCCCGAGUUUGCCCUGCCCGUCGUCAUCAUGCUGAAGCGGUGGCUCAAGCAGUCGAGGAGAAAGACCGGCGGCAAUAACAACAACAAGGUGCGCGCGGGCCUCGUCCUGCUCGUCCAGAAGCUCGAGGCGAACGCGAAAUUCAUCGAAGGCAAGCGGGCCAAGGUGGAUUUCGCGCCCAAGGACCGCGCGCAAGUCGACGCGUUCCUGAAGGACUUCGAGUGGGAGAAGACGCCGGUCGGCGCGUACGUCGUCGCGCAGAGGAAGGCGGGCGCCGAGAAGGCUAAGAUGCUGGAGCAGGCUAGGAAAGAGGACGAGCGGAAGCGGAAGGAAGAGGAGCUGGAAGCGCUGGAAGAAAACGCCGCGGGGCUGAGCAGUGAAGACGAGGAAAUGGAGGACCUGGAGGAGGUUGAUGAUGAUGAGGAUGAGGAUGAUGAGGACUCCGACGAUGAAGAGUGAUUUUAUCGGAGGCUGUACUCGUGGAUAGCAUCGUUAAUGAAUCGGAACGUUACGUACGGAUAAUCACGCGAGAUAUUUGACUACUUAUAUAAAUUUCUCCUACAUCAUCACCGGAUGUGCAAUGAUCUCUAAACACAAUAUGAGGAUCUGUUCUAUUGAUUGAGGUUGAAGCCAAAAAAAAAACUUUUGAAGGCCC
Annulohypoxylon truncatum is the source of this 2600-nucleotide messenger RNA. RefSeq names its product Noc2p family protein. Gene Ontology annotation, biological process: ribosomal large subunit biogenesis. The record is from RefSeq and is a predicted model, not a curated record. Lineage: Eukaryota; Fungi; Ascomycota; Sordariomycetes; Xylariales; Hypoxylaceae. Gene Ontology annotation, cellular component: Noc1p-Noc2p complex; Noc2p-Noc3p complex; nucleoplasm. The transcript has a single exon. The coding region runs from base 62 to 2404 and encodes 780 amino acids.